ACAAAUUAUCUAUAAAGUCUUGCUUGUCAACUCUAUAUAACAUUUAUCUAGUCCACUUCUUUCUGUUGUUCGCCUACACAACUACCGUGCUCUACCAACAAUACAACCUAUCCAAUCUCUCUUCGUUCAAACCUCGACAACGAUCCGAUUGAGCCUCGCAUUCUUACUACAGUAACGAUGCAUUUUCCAACCUGCCUUGUCACCCUCAUAGGCCUUAUCGGCAUUGUUGCCGCAGCUCCCGCUGCUGCAAUUGACAAACGGAACCCAGUCAGUCUCCAGAAGAGAGUGUUUGGUUGCGACCCUGCGCUCUGUGCAUGCGAAGCAGGAUGUGGGGGAAAUGCCGCGUGUAUAACAGGUUGCAAAAAUGGACAUUGCUCCAAUGCCUUUACUUCUACGCCUCCACUGAACUGUUAAUGAACUGUUCUAUUCCGUGAGAUGUGUGGACAAGGGCAAACUGGGAGGGGGGAGGGGGUAAAGAGAAGUGGUUUACAAGGGGGAAGCGUAAACGGACUGCUACCUAGUGCACACUACCGGUAGGCAGGAUAGGUCGAAUGUCAUUAAAUCUGUUGCAAACAACUAAUUUAUUUUCUUAACAACGUAGCUUAAGUUAUAG
Didymella exigua CBS 183.55 is the source of this 613-nucleotide messenger RNA. RefSeq lists its product as uncharacterized. The transcript is spliced from 2 exons. The coding region runs from base 178 to 414 and encodes 78 amino acids. NCBI's taxonomy places the organism in Eukaryota, Fungi, Ascomycota, Dothideomycetes, Pleosporales, Didymellaceae. The record is from RefSeq and is a predicted model, not a curated record.